This is a messenger RNA of Saccharomyces eubayanus, 1221 nucleotides long. RefSeq names its product RNA lariat debranching enzyme (gene DBR1). Gene Ontology annotation, molecular function: RNA lariat debranching enzyme activity. The transcript has a single exon. Gene Ontology annotation, biological process: mRNA splicing, via spliceosome. The record is from RefSeq and is a predicted model, not a curated record. Lineage: Eukaryota; Fungi; Ascomycota; Saccharomycetes; Saccharomycetales; Saccharomycetaceae. The coding region runs from base 1 to 1221 and encodes 406 amino acids. Gene Ontology annotation, cellular component: nucleus.
AUGACCAAAUUACGAAUUGCUGUUCAGGGAUGUUGUCACGGUCAACUGAACCAGAUAUACAAAGAAGUGUCACGACUCCACGCAAAGACUCCCAUUGAUUUAUUGAUUAUUUUAGGAGAUUUCCAAAGCAUCCGUAAUUCUCAAGAUUUCAAAUCAAUAAGCAUACCUCCCAAAUACCAAAGGUUUGGUGAUUUCAUAUCAUACUACAACAAUGAACUCGAAGCCCCAGUUCCUACAAUUUUUAUUGGCGGCAACCAUGAGUCAAUGAGACACUUAAUGCUUCUACCACAUGGUGGUUAUGUAGCAAAAAACAUUUACUAUCUGGGUUAUUCUAACGUUAUAUGGUUUAAAGGUAUAAGAAUAGGAUCGCUAAGUGGCAUUUGGAAAAAGUGGGACUUUAAUAAGCAACGGCUAAGCUGGAAUGAUCUGGAAAGCGAUGAUUGGAAGACUAAUAUAAGGGCCCUGUAUCAUGUACGAUUGUCAGAUGUUGCUCCCCUUUUCAUGAUCAGGCAUCGCAUUGAUGUUAUGCUGAGUCACGACUGGCCCAGCGGUGUCGUAUAUCAUGGUGAUAUAAAACAUCUAUUGAAGUUUAAGCCUUUUUUUGAACAAGAUAUUCAAAAGGGUGAACUGGGCAGUCCAGCGACUUGGCAGCUGUUGAGAGAUUUGUGCCCUCAGUGGUGGCUGAGUGCUCAUUUGCACGUCAGAUUUCAAGCUUCUAUCAAACACAAUAAGAGGAACUCUCAAUUACCCAAUCGAUCAACCUCGAAAAUAAAAAAAAACUCCAACGAAAUCGACCUGGAUUUGUCCAGCGAUGAUGAUGAAAAGCCGCCUGCUGUGGCAAAAAGUGAGGAAAAGAGCGAACCUAGCUUGAAGUACGAUGAGACACGGUUCCUAUCACUGGACAAAUGCCUACCCAGGAGACGCUGGUUAGAAAUAGUGGAGGUAGAGCCGGAUAAAUCGCACAUUUCGUGGAAAGACAAAGACCAUUGUAUGUUUUGGGAUCCGGAAUUCAUUAACAAUAUAAAAAUAUGGGAACGAAAUGAAGAUGCUCUACGAAAUAAAUCGUUUGACGAUAUCAAUUGGAUGGGACUAUCUCAAUCAAAUGGAAAAGAAGACAUCGAAAUCGAAUGGGAAAAGUAUGCUGUUCCUGAAUACACUUUAGAUAUACAAAAAGAUGAGAUAGGGCAGACUAAAUUAUUCGCCGACAAAUUUUUAGCUUAG